AUGGAUUUGGACGAGGAGGAGGCAGACAACUCUACGGGUAGUCAUGAAUGCAACAGUCAAGAUGAGUAUAUAAUCGAGGCUCUCGAUGAAAACUAUUCCGAAGAAGAUCCAUUAUUUGACGCUAGUUAUGAGGAAAAUAAUGCUAAACCUGCGAAGAAGCGAAGGAAAUUAGGAAUCAGCAUCGACUUUUGUGACCCAUCCAGCAGUCAACUUGCUCUCCGUGGAGUUUUCUACAAACGGCGUUUUGUAGGAGAAACAUCCGGAAGCCAGUUUUCUUCGGCAACAAUUACCGGGAAUUCUCUGGAAGAGAUCAUGCGUGGAGUUUGGAAGGUUUUGCAACCGGUAUUGUGUAGAGAAGUCGUUUUUGUUGAUAAUAACGGAGAACAGGUUCCGACAUGGGCUGAUAGUGACCCUGAUUUCUGUGCAAUGAACAAAUUUGUUAUAAUGCAAGAUCAAGCCCAAAAGCGACGUCUUACUAUUGAUCAGAUCGAUUGCAAACUGCUCGUUACGUGGAGAGGAAAAGAAAUAAGAAUUCAUGUACAUAUUUAUUCGAACGCAGUAUCUUGCAGAUCGCUCUGGGAUUUGGUUGAUAAACAGCUAAUUCGGUUUCAAAAUGCGGACCGGUCUGGUGCACCAAACAAUCAAUCGUUGACUCAUCUGGCUAAAGAGCUUCAAGACCUACAUGGACAUUACUUCACCGGGCACUCCAGCUCCUGGAGACUCUGGGCUAAUUAUAUUCACUCGGCAUCCCCACAUGAAAGGGAACGUCGAAUGUCUGAAAUGCCCCCGAUUUAUUUGCUGAAAUUUUUCCGUUCUGCGCCCCUGUCCGAAGCUAUUAAACUGGAAACAACCCGCAGUGGAUUAUCUGUAGCUAAUACGAUCAACGAUGGAUUCAAGGCUGAGCUAGCAGAACUGGAAGCUGAGGCAGAUCAGUUGAUUAUGCUUGGGCAACGAGUAAAACAGCGAAUCAGUGGAUUGCGGUCUCGUUCAACCGUAAAUGCGACUUUAGUCUCAGCAAUGUCCGAAACUCUGCGUCCGGAAGAAAACGAACUGAGUCACACUUUGGCGGAUCGGAUUGUUGACAUGACUGAUAUUGACCACGCAUAA
Molecule: messenger RNA, 1107 nt
Organism: Sabethes cyaneus
Lineage: Eukaryota; Metazoa; Arthropoda; Insecta; Diptera; Culicidae
Exons: 1
Coding region: 1-1107 (368 amino acids)
Source: RefSeq, a predicted model, not a curated record